Molecule: messenger RNA, 1239 nt
Organism: Bombyx mori (domestic silkworm)
Lineage: Eukaryota; Metazoa; Arthropoda; Insecta; Lepidoptera; Bombycidae
Product: elongation of very long chain fatty acids protein 2
Exons: 6
Coding region: 318-1115 (265 amino acids)
Biological process (GO): fatty acid elongation, monounsaturated fatty acid; sphingolipid biosynthetic process; fatty acid elongation, polyunsaturated fatty acid
Cellular component (GO): endoplasmic reticulum membrane
Molecular function (GO): fatty acid elongase activity
Source: RefSeq, a predicted model, not a curated record
ACUCCUCACCAGUGGCGCUAGUUGCCAUUCCCAUUGUGUUUGUUUACGCUAUUUGUUGGUGACGCUGUUGUCCAUAAGGGUGCUCCUGCAGUCACUAGGCCCCGUCUGCGAGAAGCUGGAAUUGCCCCUUAGACCACCACCGUAUAGGUAGGCGAAAAAAAAACAGUGGGUGCAAUUGUAACAAUAUGUUAAUUAGUAAAUUAUAAUUCAUUAAUGAAUAAUAAUGAAAGCCACUGAUUGCGCAUUGUUAUAUAGAGCGUUGGGUGAGCGUAUCGUAUUUUUCGUCUUUAAGAAUAAAAAAACAAAAAUAAACACCAAUGUCGGUUAUAUUACGUGGAGCAGUGAAAUUAUACUAUUUUCUCAAUGAAGAAAUUGCUGAUUCCAGAACACAAGAUUGGUUUCUUAUGAGAUCACCAUGGUUAGGUCUGGGCAUACUAGCUAUAUACCUGAUGGCAGUAUUGAGAUGGUUACCAAACUACAUGAAGAAUAAGCCUGCCUUCGAACUACGCGAAAUUAUUGUUGCAUUUAAUAUCCUUCAGAUAAUUGGCUGCGGAUAUGUUUUUUAUCAGAGUCUAUCAUUAGCUUGGCUUAAUCACUACAAAUUGAUAUGUCAAUCGUCAAUAGACGAUGGACCAUAUGGAAUCGACAUCGCAUGGAGAGUCUGCUAUGGAUAUUUUAUGUUAAAACUAUUAGAUCUUCUCGAUACGGUAUUCUUUGUUUUACGAAAAAAACAGAAUCAAGUAACCUUCCUACAUGUAUACCAUCACUUUGGAAUGGUAGCUGUAUCUUGGGGAAUUGUGAAAUGGGUACCAGGUGGCCAUGGCAUGAUGUUGGUGACACUGAAUAGUUUCGUCCAUAUAAUUAUGUACUCGUACUACCUACUAACAGUGUGGGAUAGUUCUUAUAAAAAAUCGAUGUGGUGGAAGAAGCAUGUUACCCAAAUACAAAUUGCUCAAUUCACAUUGGUAUUGGCAUCUUUCCUAGCAACAGUUGUAACACAAGAUUGCGCAUUUCCACGACAGCCUGCCUACAUCCUUAUACCACAAAAUCUCUUCAUGGUUAUUCUAUUUUUAGAUUUUUACUACCGUUCGUACAUUAAGUCUAAACAGGAAUAAUGUUAUAUGUCUUUUUUAUGUAACCACAUAAAAUUGUAAAAUAGUAUUUCUAUUUUAUAUAUUUAGACUGUUUAAGAAAACAUACUUAUCAAUGUUGUUCGAAAAUAAAUUAUUGGAAUACAAA